AUGGGCGGAGUUGCGUCGGCGGUGGGCAGAGAUGUGUCAGCAUGGGCCAUCGCUGAUGCCGAUGCAACUCUGCCCACCGCUGACGCCGACGCAACUCUACCCAUCGCCGACGCUGACACAACUCCACCCACCACUGAUGCCGACGCAACUCUACGCAUCGACGCUGACACAACUCCGCCCACAGCCAACGCUACUCCACCCACAACCGUCAUCACUCACCUCCUCCACAGAGUGAAAAAAGAAAAUGAUUUAAAUCAGUUCUUUGGAAUCCAAGCUCCUGACACGAUAUUUGAAAAGUACACUCAACUUUUGAAUAUUGCUGAGAGAACAUGUAGCUAUACUGGAUUGGAAACAAUCUCAAAGUCAACAAGAAUUCGAAUUAUCAACUUUAUUCUUCAGAGGACAACUGUCCCAAAUUGUGGAGGUCUUCAUGAAUUUCUAAGCAAUAAGACAUUUGAAACAGCCUUCCCACUUCAUGAGAAAAAAAUUUGGAACGAAGAACACCCAUUUCUGCAUAACUGGGCUAAUUGGAAAUGUUUGUUAGAUGCACAACCAAUCAAUGAGAUAAGAUUGUAUUUUGGAGAGCGUCUUGCCUUGUAUUUUGCAUGGCUUGGUUGGUAUACUACCAUGCUGAUUCCUGCUGCCAUAUGUGGAGUCAUAGUCUUUUUAUAUGGAUUAUUCUAUUUUGGAGAUAGCCAAGUGAGUAAGGAAAUCUGCAAUGCUCACACAAUAAUCAUGUGCCCAAGAUGUGAUCAGACGUGUCCAUUGUGGAAGCUUUCUGAUACAUGCUUCUAUGCAAAGAUUACACAACUGUUUGAUCAAGAAAUAACAGUUUUCUUUGCUAUGUUUAUGGGAAUCUGGGCCACUGUGUUUCUGGAGCUGUGGAAACGAACCCGAAUAAAAGUUGUCAGCGAGUGGGAUUUGUUCCACUGGGAUGAGGAUGAGGAAGAACUUGCUCUUGGGCUAAUAUAUGACCCUGAUGUGCCACCGACACAGUACCACUAUUCAUACCUGCGAGCCACAAUAGUCCUCAUGCUGGGAUUUCUUCUGAUUGCCGUUAUAAUCAGUAUCGCACUUGGCAUUGUGAUAUUCCGAAUUGUGCUGAAUGUUAUAUUAACAAAAACAUCAGUGGCUUUUGUACAUGAACAUGCCAGUUCGAUGGCUGUGAUAAUUAGUGCUGUGAUGCAUUUCUUGACAAUUAUAAUCAUGACUAAGGUCAACUAUGCAGUUGCAAGGAAGCUGUGUGCACUAGAAAGGACACGCACUGUGUUAGCCCGAGAAAACAGCUUCACUGUAAAAAUGUUCACAUUCCAGUUCUUCACAAUGUUUACUUCUAUUGUUUACAUCGCUUUUUUUCUGGGAAGGAUCAAUGGGCAUCCAGGUAAUUAUGUGAGAGUAGCUAAGAAAUGGCGAUUAGAAGAGUGCCAUCCAAGCGGCUGCAUGGCAGAUCUCUUAAUUCAAAUGUCGAUUGUUAUGGUGUUGAAACAAUUGCUAACCACGACCAUGGAAUAUGCUAUUCCAAUCUUGAAAAGUAAGUGGAGGAAGAAAUCGAUGCUCUCUACAAAGAAAGUAGAGGACGUAUCUGAACACUGGAUCAAAAAUUACAGUUUAAGUGAAUUCAAUUCUUACUCAUUUUUCAAUGAGUUUUUAGAAAUGACAAUUCAGUAUGGUUUUACCACAAUAUUUGUGGCAGCAUUCCCCUUGGCUCCAUUACUUGCAUUUUUAAAUAACCUGUUUGAAAUUCGUUUGGAUGCCAAAAAGAUGGUUUGGCUUCUCAGGCGACCGAUACCACGAAAAGCAAAAGAUAUUGGAAUAUGGCUGGAUAUUCUGGAAACAAUUGGUGUUCUUGCUAUUAUUGGAAAUGGGUUGGUAAUUUCCAUCACAUCAGAUUUCAUCCCUCGGCAAGUGUACAAGUACAGUUAUGGUUACUGUGCAGAUCAAAAAAAAACCAACAUGGACUGUCUCACUGGGUAUGUUAAUAACAGCCUCUCCGUAUUCUACUUGAAGGAUUUUGAUAAUAAUAUUAUUCCUUCGGAUUAUGGAUCAGGGUUAUUAGGAUUUUCAGUAACCCACUGCAGGUAUCGUGACUACAGAAAUGAAUACAACUAUGAGCAUACUGGUCAAUUCUGGCAUAUUUUUGCUGCUCGUUUGGCCUUCCUGCUCUUAUUUGAGAAUAUUGCUAUUUGCAUUAAGUACCUUGCAGUUUGGUUUAUCCCUGAAGUGCCAGUAUCAGUCCGAAAUCAAAAUCUGACAAAUACAAAUAACCGAUUAAAGGAGGAGCUCAGGAAAGGAAUAAAAGUGGGCUAUGAAGGAUUGCAUGACUAUCUGAAGAACUGGAGACAGAAAAUUGAUUAUGAAAAUACAAAGACAUUUCUUCUCCUAGAGGAUAUUAGCAGGAAGAAGUCCAGCAGCGUCAUGCAAUAUUACGGGGCAUCAUCAGUUAACUUUAUGAAAAAUGUGAAAAUGAAGAUAAUAUAA
Molecule: messenger RNA, 2478 nt
Organism: Stegostoma tigrinum
Lineage: Eukaryota; Metazoa; Chordata; Chondrichthyes; Orectolobiformes; Stegostomatidae
Product: anoctamin-9-like
Exons: 23
Coding region: 1-2478 (825 amino acids)
Biological process (GO): chloride transmembrane transport
Cellular component (GO): plasma membrane
Molecular function (GO): protein dimerization activity; chloride channel activity
Source: RefSeq, a predicted model, not a curated record